AUAUUAUAAAAAUAGAAGAAGAAUGUUUCUCCACGAUCAGUAUACAUUACAAUUUUUGUUCAAAUAACUUUUAUUUAUUCUCUAUUUGAUAAAAUCAAGACCGAAAGGAUAUGGAGCAGACAGUGAUUAAGGACGAAAUCGAGAUUCACGAUGAUUUUAUUUGGAAUAUGAAUGUUAAACAAGAAUUGAGUGAUGAAAUGCCUAGUGCUGCUUUUCAAAAUAUAAAUAAAAUUAGUAAGCAUCCUGUUAAACAAGAAAUAAGUGACGAUCUAGUAUUUGAAGAAUCUAUGAUUCCCGCAAAAACAGGAGAUCGUACUAAUUUGGUUGAUAAACCUAAAAUUCCAGAGAAAUUGGUACAUUUUAGAAUAAAACCAGAUGGAAAACAUCUGAUUCUGAAUACAAUUGGUGGGAUUAUAAUUUGUGAGUUGUGUGGAAAAUUGUAUACCAAAAAAACCGAAUUUCUUUGUCAUUUUUCUAAAAGACAUUGUAUGAAACAGAAAUUUUACCAAAAAAAUAACUGUUGUGAAAGAAGAUCAACAACAGACACUGCUGUUAACAGAAAUCUUGACAAGAUUGUUAAAAAUGAAAUAGUUCAGCCUUAUUUGAAAGAGGAAGGCGAUAUUAAAUUUGCUGAUAAUCUAAAGUUAAGUUUAAAUGAAUGCCAGACAUUGGAAAAAAUUGAUAUUAAUGGGGAUUUGUGUGUUCGCAAUGAAAGAAAGCCAUUCAAAUGUGAAAUUUGUUUAAAAACAUUUUCGCAGAAGUAUAAUAUGAAAAUACAUUCGCGUAUACAUACAGGGGAAAAGAAAUUUAAAUGUGAGAUUUGUUUAAAAAUUUUUUCACAUAAAGUUAGUUUAAAUUCCCACAUGUAUAUUCACACAGGUGAAAAACCAUUCAAAUGUGACAUUUGUUCAAAAACUUUUUCACAAAAAUCCAGUAUGAAUAGACAUUUGUUUCUCCAUACAGGAGAAAAGCCAUUCAAAUGUGAUGUUUGUUCAAAAUCUUUUUCAGAAAAAUAUCAUUUCACUCUACAUUAUCGUAAUCAUACUAGAGAAAAACCAUACAAAUUUGAAAGUGCUUCGAGUCAUUUGCACAAUCGCACAAGAGAAAAUAUAUUUAAAUGUGACAUUUGUUUGAAAACUUUUUUACAUAAAUAUAGUUUGAAAAGACAUUUGAUUAGUCAUUCAGGGGAAAAGCCUUUUAAAUGUGAUGUUUGUAUGAAAAGUUUUUCGCAAAAACAUCAUUUCAAUAUACAUUUGCAGAGCCACUUAGGAGAAAAGCCGUUUAAAUGUGACAUUUGUCCGAAAACAUUUACACAGAAAUACAGUUUGAAAAGACAUUUGCUCCUUCAUACAGGAGAAAAGCCAUACAAUUGUAAAAGUCCUUUGCGGAUCCAUUUGCACAGUUUUACAAGAGAAAAGCCUUUUAAAUGUGACAUCUGUUCGAAAACUUUUUCACAUAAAUAUAGUAUGAAAAGACAUUUGAUAAGUCACUCAGAAGAAAAGCCAUUCAAGUGUAACAUUUGUAUGAAAACUUUUUCACAAAAAUUUUAUUUUAAUAUACAUUUGCGCAGGCACUCAGAAGAAAGGACAUUCAAAUGUAACAUGUGUUCAAAAACAUUUUCACAGAAAAGUUGUUUGAAUGUACAUGUAUGUGGUUAUACAGGAGAAAAGCCAUACAAAUGUGAAAGUGCUUUGAAGAAACAUCUGCACCGUCACACAAGAGAAAAGCCGUUCAAGUGUGAUAUGUGUUUAAAAACUUUUUCACAUAAAUAUAGUAUGAAAAGACAUUUGCUGAGUCACUCAACAUACAUGUGCGUAGCCACUUAGGAGAAAGACCAUUUAAAUGUGAAAUUUGUUCAAAAACUUUUUCACAGAAAAGUUGUUUGAAUGUACAUUUACGUAGUCAUACAGGAGAUAAUCCUUUUAAAUGUGACAUUUGCUUGAAAGCUUUUCCACAGAAAAUCCAAUUGAAGACACAUUUGCUCAAUCACAAAGGAGAAAAACCGUUCAAAUGCGACAUCUGCUCAAAAACUUUUUCACUGAGAUAUAAUUUAAAUACUCAUUUACGUAGUCACACAAGUGGAAAACCAUAAAAGGUUGAAGAUUAAAAAAACAAUUGUAAUUAUAGGCGUCUUUUCCACUGGAUAGGAAGAGUUACCAUAGUAUUAGCAACUCGUCUACUGAAAUCGACUGUAAAGCCGGUCCUGUUCGUUUAUGUUAAUCGAUGCUAAAGUUUGGCGAAUGCGCCUACUGUUUUAACCUACUUUUAAUGUGGCGACUAAUCUCUGCAUUUUUUUGUGAGCUGUUAACAUUACUUUUUUUAUAGGCAGUUUCUAAGAAGGUCUUUUUAUUUGUUUACGAGAUAAAUUAGAAAUUUCCAGGAAUUCAAACAUUUUAGAAAGCGAGUCUCCAACACCAUUAGUAGUCAUAAAAAUUUUAUGUCGUAGUGAACACAUUGGCAUAAUUAAAAGUAGACCAGUAGACGGUGAAUCCAAAUAAAUUAGUGUGUCAAGUAUUAGUGAAUAGUUAAGUGUAUUCAGUGUUAUUUUAUAAAUAAAUCAGUAAGAUUUACCAGAUGUAUAGAUUCACCCCAUCGUUUAAAUACCUAGUGCGAUUUUGUCAGUUCCUCACGUCGACACACUUGAAAUUUUUUCUCCUGGGGUGGAGGGCAAAGCUGUGCCAACCUGAUGACCAAUGCAGGAAACUUUUCAAUUAUAUUGAAAACAAAAGAUGAAAUAAUGAGGGUCCUAGGUACAAUUUUUGCCGGUAAAAUUUGAACUAUCACUUAACUUAUUCCACCAUAUGAAAUUAUCUUUUAUACGUUCAAUUAAUUGCACAAAAACAUUUUUUUUUUUUUGGAAAGACAGUCACACUUAUCAAAGUUCUUCAGCUGGGAGCGCAUAACCUCGCUUUUUAGUGAUUUAUCGCUUCUGUAAAAUAACUAUUUUUGUAUUAUUUGUUAUCAAGAUACUUAAUAUUUUCAAAGAUUGAAUUGAUGUGUUGUUGAUUAAACGGUGGCCAGCUAAACUAGGUAUCCAGAUACAUACAAAACGAAGAAGAACUAAUUCCAUAAUCAUAGUUUGUUCUAAUAGUGUUUGUGUUGAAAUAAAAUUCAUUAUUAACAAUAAAUUAACAUUCCAGAGAUUAAUUAUUAUUAAUUUAAUAGUAAUUAAGGAAAAAAUCUGUGAUGAUUUUGUUUUGAAUAGUUAAAAUAUUGUUAGCAAGCAUUCAAUUGCACAAGAAACAAAAGAUGAAAUAAACACACUUCAUAUAUCUAAUAAAGUCAAUAUACCCAA
This is a messenger RNA of Diorhabda carinulata, 3295 nucleotides long. RefSeq names its product zinc finger protein 761-like. Bases 111 to 1826 code for a protein of 571 amino acids. NCBI's taxonomy places the organism in Eukaryota, Metazoa, Arthropoda, Insecta, Coleoptera, Chrysomelidae. The transcript is spliced from 2 exons. The record is from RefSeq and is a predicted model, not a curated record.